AUGCCAAACUACUUUGUCAUUGAUGCCCGUUUCAGCUUUAGCUCUGAGCUAGACAAUUCCCUUUCGACUUCUCAUCAAGACUUCGAAGCUCAACAACCAAGAACCAAGUCUGCUUGGAGAAAACUAUCUCGAACACGCAGUGGUUCAAUCUCAAUCGAGUCUUUCAAUACUGUUCCAGUAUCUCCAGUAAAUCGAUUUGCUCAUUCUAUGGGUAUCGAACGCACAAAAUACAAACCCAAAAGUAUCUGGAGGCGUUAUACUCCGCCAGCAACGUCAACUAGUGUCCAUGGUUAUCAAAAAGAUGAUCCAUCGAGUUUAUCAUAUGCAGCAAAGUCGAAUCGACGAAGUGCAUGGCGUCGAUUUACAGAGAAUGUGGACAAGUGUCUUUACCGCAUGAUGAGCAAGUUUUACAAAUAA
Plasmopara halstedii is the source of this 417-nucleotide messenger RNA. RefSeq lists its product as uncharacterized. The transcript has a single exon. The record is from RefSeq and is a predicted model, not a curated record. Bases 1 to 417 code for a protein of 138 amino acids. Lineage: Eukaryota; Oomycota; Peronosporomycetes; Peronosporales; Peronosporaceae.